AUUUCGGCCCUAAAUUAAGCGAUUCCGCCUCCUUUAAAAUUCACGGCGGAACAUCUCGUCAACAGUAAGAAAACCGCCAUGGUUUUACGACCGCGUGCAACCGUAAUAUUUUUCAUUCUUCUCGCCGCAACCGUACAACAAACCGUAGAUUCCAUUUCUUACUCUCAAUACGGAACCUUAGUCUCCCUCUCCCAAUCCCUCCUGACUCGCGUUUCCAACUUACGAUCCGCUCGCGGUGACGUUGAUGGCUCUAAACGCGCAAGGCUAAUCGCUGAGAAGCUGGAGCGGUGGCAAGGGGUUGGAUUGUGGGGCGCGGCGUGGUCGGUAGGAUGGGACUACGUUUGGAACUACGGCUGGGGUAGAGAUCUGGAUUAUACCGAAAUCUUCGGCGUCGCAUCGGAUUUAAACCAGUUAGGUAGAAUGUUGGGCGAGUUGACUCGGCCUAAUUCGGAGAUGGACAGGGCUAGCUGGGUUGCUGGAAAUUACAGAAAAGCCCUCGUCAUUUCGAAACGGAUGUUUAACCGUCUUCUCAAAGUGUUUAAAAAAUCGGGGGUAUUAAGGGACAUAACUGAAACGAUGCAAAGAGAAGUACUGGAAGGAGGCCUACUGAGUGACUGCCUGGAAAUUGGGAGCAAUGACUUGAGAGGACUGAUUCAAAUUUUAAAAGAUUUAGCUUCACAGUAUUCUACCCCUAAUUACUCCCAAGAAUUGUGAUUCGAUCAAACAAAUUGGACAAUUACUGGUAAUCUUUCUUAUCUUUCAGUUGUUUCA
Messenger RNA from Hibiscus syriacus, 771 nucleotides. RefSeq lists its product as uncharacterized. Bases 79 to 714 code for a protein of 211 amino acids. The transcript has 2 exons. NCBI's taxonomy places the organism in Eukaryota, Viridiplantae, Streptophyta, Magnoliopsida, Malvales, Malvaceae. The record is from RefSeq and is a predicted model, not a curated record.